Messenger RNA from Cygnus olor (mute swan), 5469 nucleotides. It is a transcript of the gene ORAI2, whose product is annotated as ORAI calcium release-activated calcium modulator 2. Gene Ontology annotation, molecular function: store-operated calcium channel activity. The coding region runs from base 398 to 1174 and encodes 258 amino acids. The transcript has 5 exons. Lineage: Eukaryota; Metazoa; Chordata; Aves; Anseriformes; Anatidae. Gene Ontology annotation, biological process: store-operated calcium entry. The record is from RefSeq and is a predicted model, not a curated record. Gene Ontology annotation, cellular component: membrane.
UUUCCUGCGGGUCACGUGGCGGGGGCCCCGGCGUUGCCUUGGCAGCGCGGCGGCGGCGGCUCCGCUCCGCUCCCGGGGCUCCGCGCCAAACGAGGCAGGAGCGUGUUUCCUGAUAACUCCCCCCCCCGUGCAGCUAAGCGGCUGGGCAGUGCCACCAGAAUAAAAGCCCACGGAGGUGAAGGUGCUGUGAGGAGGUGAAGGUGCUGUGCGUGGAGCUGCUCUCCUCGGGUCUCGCCGCCCGGCCCCUCCAUGCCCGCGGCCACCAAGACGACUGAGUUAGCUGCUUUCAGAUGUUUGUUGGAGCUGAGAAGUCCUUGCCCAAAACAUAAAGUCUGUUUCGUAUCUGCAGAUGAUGCGGAGAUAGUGAGCCAGUCGGCAGCAGCGUGGCACUUCUCUCAUGAUGAGUUCUGAAUUAAACGUUCCGGUGGACCCUUCCACUCCCGCUUGCUGCUCUGAACCUGGCACCAAAGGCAUGGAUUAUCGGGACUGGGUGCGCCGCAGCUACCUGGAGCUGGUGACAUCGAACCACCACUCCGUCCAGGCCCUGUCGUGGAGGAAGCUGUACCUGAGCCGAGCCAAGCUGAAAGCUUCCAGCAGAACCUCUGCGCUGCUCUCUGGAUUUGCGAUGGUUGCCAUGGUGGAGGUGCAGCUGGAGAUGCAGUACAAGUACCCCCAGAUGCUGCUGAUCGCCUUCAGUGCCUGCACGACGGUGCUCGUGGCAGUCCAUCUCUUCGCUCUUCUCAUCAGCACCUGCAUUCUGCCGAACGUGGAAGCAGUGAGCAACAUCCACAACCUGAACUCCAUCAGCGAAUCCCCCCACGAGCGCAUGCAUCCCUACAUCGAGCUGGCGUGGGGCUUCUCCACGGUUCUGGGAAUCCUCCUUUUCCUCGCAGAAGUGGUGCUUCUGUGCUGGAUAAAAUUUCUGCCUGUGGACUCCAUCCUGAAAAAUGAAACCACCACCAUCCAGAAGCCCAGCGGCCACGCGGGUUGGCAAGCAGCGCUGGUCUCCACCAUCAUCAUGGUCCCCGUGGGGCUGAUUUUUGUUGUCUUCACCAUUCACUUCUACCGCUCCUUGGUGCGGCACAAAACGGAGCGCCACAACCGGGAGAUCGAGGAGCUCCACAAACUGAAAGUGCAGUUAGACGGGCAUGACAGAGGCAUGCAGGUAGUGUGACAGAGGCUGAGAGCAAAAUUCCCGUUCUGCUAGUUGGUGGGACACACCAGCGAUGGAUUGUCCUGAGGCUUAAAUAUGUAAAUGCUAAUUGCCUGCCAUAUUUAGCUGUGGGUUCUAGUGCUGUUUCAGAUGCUGGGGUCUCUGGUCCUACACACUUCUGUACUUAAGUAGACACUGCCGUGGAGUUCGAGGUCAAGUCUUGAUCUACAUUGGUACAAGUAGCCAAAAAUCUGCUCUUUUUUUUCUUUUUUUUUUUUUAACAAAUGCAACAUUCAGUUGUCAAAAGUAAAACUGCAUCAGCUGUCCAAAAAGGCUGUGUGUGUGUGGAACCUGUCUUACGUGUCAGAACUCCCUGGCUGUCAGUGCAGCAGCAAUUAAUUGGCAGUUUAUUUCUAGAGCUGUGCUGGUUAACGAGGGUAUCUGCUUCCAACCUGAGGACCUCCAGGAAAGCACAAUAGAAACCGAGUGUUCAUCACCUCAGUUCUAAAGCAAGCGUUCCAUAAGUACGUAACCAGGAAGAAACCAGCCUUAGCUUUUAUGUUCUGUUCUUGCUAUUCCUUACUAUAUUUUUAUGUCUGGGGAGGUCGAAUCCCUAAUUGCAGGGGACUGAGGAGUUCCGUUGUAAUUUCUUCAGCAGCGUCUGUCACUCUAGAUUGAAUGAAUGCCAAGAUCAUGUGCUUUUUUUUUUUUUUUUCCAGUAAGAAACAAGAGUACCCAGGGAAGGCUUACAGGUGUUUUAGUUUUAACAAGGACAUUCUUAAAACAGAACAGUGACAGGGAAUUUAAUGAGACAAAAUUUUGAAGGACUAGAAAAGCAAGUUUCAAGGAGGUAAAGAGUGACAGCAGGCUGUAGAAAUCUGUCCCUGUGUUGUCUUCAGUUAUGUACCGUUGCAAUGUCUUUCUCCUGGCUUGCUGUAGAGAACAAGCCCCAGUCCUGCAUUUUUCAUCAGUGUUUGUCAGCAGUACGUUCACCUGUCCAAACGGAAUGCUUUCUUCUCCCUCCACCAAAGCAGGCAGCUCCUCUGGGGGAACCUGGAGCUGCACAGGCGAGUCUGGAGCUGGAUCCGGCAGGAGAUCUGUGUGCCAUUGAAGAGCUAUCACGUUUCACUUGAGCUGACUCCUUUUCAGCAGCAGAAAAAAAGACACUUGCACGUCUGCUUUGCUUAGCAGGGGAAGCUUGUGAAUACUAUAGCAUCCUUUUGGGGGAAAACUUCUGUAAAACUUGUUUUAUGAUUUGUGGUAACCUUGUGGAGAGAAGUGCUUUGCAAUCAUCAGCUCUUUGAAGGGCAAGUAAGGCUUUCUGGUACAGGGCUGCAAGAAGCAUAAGCGCAUUUUCUUAGCCCUGAUCCUUUGCCGAUUUCCUGCUCUGCACUCAAACAUUGCAGUUAGGCUCCCAGGCUGUGUAGGUUUCUGAAAUUGUUACGGAUGUUUGUAAUGUUCUAUUUAUCUAUGGUCCCUUAUUCCACUGGGAUUUGAGAAAUCUGAUGGCAGCAUAUUACAUGUCAGCUGCCCAGAGUGGAGAGUACACACAAAUCCCAGUGAGACUAUCCCUGUAUUUCUCUCUGACGAGGGCCUUGGGAACCCAACUCCAAUUUCUCUUGUUUACAUGCAAGUUUGAGCAUUGCUGAACGAGUUGCUUAGCACUGUGUCUGUGCCUUUCAUCUGUUGUUCUUGCCGCAGUUGGCAUGUACCAUAUUGGCUCAUGUGCAGCAAAGAAAAUAGUUUGUGUGUGUGAAAUGACUAGCCUGUACUUAUGCACAUAUGCAAAAAAUGAGGAGUGUCCUCCAGGAAGUGGGUGGUCAUGAAAUUCAUACCAUCUCCCCAGGAGCCUGCCCUCUCUUCCUCCUCUUCUUACCAAAAUAAAAAAUUAAAGGUUUACGGAACAAAAUCAGAGUUGAGUUUUCUGCCAAGUAUUACACGCGUAGGCUCUUCUACCAACAGAAUUUCUAUUGUGAGGCCAGAGCCAGGCCAGAUAGGAUGAAUUUCUUAUCUGAGCUUUGUGCUUUCCUUUAACGUCAGUAAGAAUAGGGCUCUGUGUGCACUGUGGAGCCCACGGGGCUUGAAAUUAGUUGUGGAGGGAAGUAUCUUGCCAUUUUUUUGUAGUAAAGAGUCAUCAAAUUUCACAGCAUGUACGUGAUGCUGUGACAGCAAUGUGGCUCAUUUGGAAACAGCCAAGUCGUCCAUUUCUUUGCAAAUAAACUUCAGCAAAUGGAGAAAUGCAGCAGAGACUGUGCUUGGACUUCGUAGAACAAUUAGAGGCUUUGGUGGGACUAGGUUCAAAGUAGUCUCAAGGCAGUGAGCAGUGACUGGAGAGGGAUCGCCUUACUCCAGCAGGGAGUCUGAGAGGGUUUCCCAUGGGUGAAUACGCUUAAAUCAGCGUAAUCGUGUGCUUGGCCAGCUCUGCUCCCAGCUUUGCUUUUUGUAUCUCUCGUGGGAGUAUUUUUGCUCCUUGGUGUCUGGGAUCUCUCCAGGUAACCCAUCUAACCCAUCACUUCGUGCUGCAGCCCCUCUCGUUCUUCCUUCCCAACAAGAGUGCUUUUUUCUCUUGCCUCUUCCUCUAACAUUUGUACAUGUUCACUGCUGUUGGGUCCAGACUUGUGUUGCAGUAAGUUCACCCGUGGUAUCAGCAAGCAACAGAAACUUAAUCCACGAAGGAGUGGGGAUGCUGUACUUGUCCAGACAGGAGUUUGCUAUGAUGCCAGAAAAUCCUCCUUGCUUCUGCUGAUAUCCCUGUGGUUGGCAGCAGGAUUCCCAGCAGUUAAGCAUGGGGAUGCUUUUCUUUUGGCAGCACCACGUCUUGUCUCGUGUCUGCUGCCAGUGCCUGGCCUCGGGCACCUUGACACUUGUGUCCCUGUGGUUCCUGGGGUAUCUGUUGCUUUUGGGGUCUUCCGGCCUUGGAUCAGCUCCGUGCCCUGGGAGGGUGAUUUUGUUCGGGCAAGGCAGGUGUGGGUUCCUCUCUCCUCUCCUCAGCAGGGGUCAGGACUGGGCACGAGUGCAGGAGGGAGCUGGGGAUGCCCGGGGCAGAGCCGGGUUCGCCCUUUGGCUGGGGUUGGUGGCAGCUCCUGCCCCCUGAGCUCCCUGUGUUUCACACUGCUCCCAGCCUGUCCCUUGUUGCGGUGGGCAGCAGGAGGCCUCGUCACCACAGGGGACGAGGCUGACGUUAGAUCUUAUCGCCUGGGCAUGAUCCGCCUGACGAUGGAGGCGAUACUGCAGGAGAGGCCUGGGGUGGAGCACGCCGCGGUAAGCACUCAAGUACCUGGAAGUGUUUGUAGAGGGCUGGUGGUGCGGGUGCAGCAGGGGACUGUCCCCGGUGUUCCUGAUGCCAGGAGAGCAAGGGCAGCUUGCCGUGGGGCCAGUGGUGGCUGGGGUGUGGACUCUGCCUGGGGAUCGGGGUGCCUGGCCAGCUGCAGGACUGGCUGCUCACACUACGUGCUCUCCUCUUGCCUUUCCAUGGCUUUACGUGGGUUUUCGCCCUGUCCCUCCUCUUCUUUCCCUUCCAUAAACAAACAGAAAGCCUUCAGGAUUCCCUCCUUUCAUAGCUUCGUUAUCUUCCAACUCGUGCAGCUUCCUCAAUAACCUCCCCCAGAGCUGCAACCUCAAAUCCGCAUCCCAGCACAAAUGGGUCAGCAUGCUUAUUUUCUGAUUAUCUUCUCACAGGGUGUUUGAAAGUGGUGCAGAAGAGACCAGAAAAUGGCUCCAGUGAUUUCUUACUGGCUGAAUUUAGAAAAGUUCCUGUGAGCGCCCGUGCGUGUGAUUCGGAGCUUUCCUCAACCACGAUGAGCGCGAUGGUGACUCAGUUAAGUGCUUGGAGAGAGCAAACCUCUGUCUUUCUGUUGGCCUAUUCUUGUUUUAUCUCUGCAUGAGCGCUAUUUAAUAUAGAACAACGCACGUAUCUCAGUUAUCGGUAGUGAGUGAAACUGGAUAAACAUGCUAAGUUUUACACUGCUUGCUGAUUUCAGACUGAUUUUUUUAUUCGAAAGACAGCUGAAGUCCUCCAGCAUCCUCUUUGGGUUAAUCUGUGCUUUACUUUUUUUUUUUUUUUAAAGCUUGCACAGAUAUUACCUAUCUUCUUUUAAAAUACAUAAGUAGAUAUCAAAUUGAUGCACUUGUUUUUAAUAAGGGCCUGGUUCCUGGUAUGUGUUUUACAAGUGCUAAUCUUGGUUAAGAAGAUAAACAGCUGUGAUAGCAGUUCCUAUAACAUGAAGAGUGUUAAAGUUUGUCUUAUGUUAAUGACACUAGCACAGUGGACAAAAUUAUUUUUAAUGGAUGAUUAAGAUUAAAACCUCUUCAUACUC